This is a messenger RNA of Rotaria sp. Silwood1, 861 nucleotides long. Lineage: Eukaryota; Metazoa; Rotifera; Eurotatoria; Philodinida; Philodinidae. The record is from the annotation of a GenBank genome assembly.
AUGGAUCCUGCAACAACAGCCGUUAUUAAUUAUUUAGAACAACGAACUGAAAUUGAUCGAGUUCAUGUAAAAGAUAGAGGUACAUGUUCAUCAGAUGCUUUUCUACGUUGGGAAGAAAAAAAUGAAUGUGAAUUACCUGAUGAUCUGAAAAAAUUCUAUACAAUGUCAGAUGGACUUGAAAUACGAUGGUCAAUUAAAACAGGAAAUGUUAUACCAACAUUUAUUGGUAAAAUGUAUAUAAAUUCAUUAAAUGAUUUAACAAGAAUAAUAUCAUCAGGAUCCAAACAAACGACAGUUGAUGAAUUGAAUGAUUUUAUUGAGAAUGAUACACCUCGAUUUAAUUCUUGUGCAUGGUAUAUAUAUGAACUUGAUCCUUGCGAUGGAUAUGGCCGUGUUUGUCUUGUCUACAGUCCAAAUCGUGAUGUGAGUAUUUGGUUUAUGGAUCGUUCAUUACAUUUUCAUCGACUUGCUUCAACAUUUACCGAUUAUUAUCGUCUAUUUCUUCUUCAUUGUGGCUUACCUUAUUGGCAAUAUAAAUAUACUGAUUUUGGUAUUCCACCUUACAUAUUACAUUGGUAUUAUGCAAUAGUACCUUCAUUAUUAAUUUCUCAUUCAAAUGAUGAUAUAUCAACAUUAAAUUUAAUUCCAUUUAAUGCAGAAAAAGUAUUUCAACGAAAUACAAGUUCUUCAUCAAAAAAUUCUAAAGCAGCAGUAAAUCAACAAAAUUCAACAGGACAAACUCAACAAGGAUAUCCUAUCGCUGGUAUUCGUAGUGCUACACAAAAUCAAAAACGUCCAAUUCAACAAACGAAAAGUAUCAAUCGAUCAUCAUCUGUUCCACGUUCAAUGAAUAAUUCAUAA